GAAAACUCCAGCGUCUCAGACCGUGCCAGACAGACAGACAGACAGACAGGAGGACAGACAGACGAGAGACACCCCCGCAUAGUUUCCGUCAGCCGGGUGACGUCUCCGCCUCUCAGCCCGUGUGCAGUGUGACGUUACGGGGCUGUAGUGGAGCCUCUCUCUGCAUCUUGUUGACGGUCCGCCAGGCUUUUCCAGUACAGAGAAGACCCCGGAGCGGAGAGGACGACGCGGACGUCGUUCAGGCAACGGAUCAGAACCUAGAGACCUUCCGGAACCAUCAUGCAUGUUUGCAGCUACCAGAAGACUUUCAUUUAGUAAAGACUUGAAGGGAAAAACGGAAACCAGGAAAACAAGAAACAGAGGUCAGAAGAAAAAGCGAAGGACGAUAAUUCCCAUACUUGGACAUGGCCAGCACUCAGACCAGUUUGAAAACCCCUUUUAAAGACUUGACCUCCUUUAAGGGCAACAUGAAGAGGCCAUACAGGGAGCGAAUGGAGGACGCGCCCAUCAAGAAGCGAGUGAUGGCAGAGAUCAAUCUGAAGAGGCGCGGUUUGGACUCCUUCCCGAAACUUCCCAAGGUGAAGAAGGAGCUGAUGGAAGAUCUAGCCCAUGAGGCUGAGAUGGACGCCGAGGCCCGGAGCGAACUGCACAUCGUGGGCUCCGUGAAAGCCCUGGACUUGAGUCCUGGUCUCAAACACACGCUGGCUCAGUUCACCCUCAGCAGCCAGAGCUCCCUCGGUGGCCCGGCCGCGUUCUCGGCCCGAACGGGCCACGAGAGCUCCCCCGCAGGACUGCCGCCCCUGCCCUCCCCACCUGUUCUGGGUGGAGGCCCUCUUCUGGUUCCUUGCGACAGCUCCACCGAACUCACCCACUCCCUGUUAGAAGGAGAGUCCAUCUCCUGCUUUGUGGUUGGCGGCGAGAAGCGGCUCUGCCUUCCUCAGGUGCUGAACUCAGUGCUGCGGGACUUCUCGCUCCAACAGAUCAACACCGUGUGCGACGAGCUGUACGUCUACUGCUCCCGCUGCGACGCCGAGCAGCUGCACAUCCUGAAGGUGCUGGGCAUCCUGCCGUUCAACGCUCCAUCCUGCGGCCUCAUCACGCUGACUGACGCGCAGCGGCUGUGCAACGCCCUGCUGCGUCCCGGUGCCGCCCUCCCCACCGACCCCAGCGGCAAACGGUUAUCCCAGGGCCUGCUGAAGGAGAGCGAGGCCAGCUUCCAGGUGGAGCACCAGUGUCUGGGCAAGUGUCAGGGCCUCUUCGUGCCCCAGUUCUACACCCAACCCGAGGCCCCCUGCAUCCAGUGCGUUGAGUGCCAGCUGCUCUUUUCGCCACAGAAGUUUGUCAUGCAUUCACACAAGUCACCUGAUAAGAGGACCUGCCACUGGGGCUUUGAUUCAGCCAAGUGGCCCUGCUACCUGCAACUAGCCAGGAAGUACCAGGGAACUCCGGAGGAGCCCAAACUCAAGCAGCUGCUGGACGAGGUCAAAGAGAAGUUCCACUAUCAGCUCAAGAGCUCCCUUGACAAAAAGUCGGGAGAGGAAGAGGAGAGCCAACUGAGGAAGUCCUCAGUGGAAAUUUGCUCCGCUUCAGACAAGUUAGCUGACACAGAGCCUACGAGAAAGGGGAAACCAUCCCCACCAGCUCUGAUGUUCAACCGUCUUUUUACAGACAUAAAGGAGGAGCCAGGACACCCCACCCUGGUCCAUCCCAGUUACUACCUGUACACAUACGAUAAGAUGGUGGCUCCCAAUGUUUCUCUGAGGACGGAGGCGGAGAUGAGCCCUGAGGUGUUCGGCGUCCUGCUCAAGCAUCACUUCAGCCGCAGGAUGCUGGGCCACGAAGAGCCACCAAUGGAUCUCCACGCGUCGCCUCCUGUCACAGCCGGCGCCGAGGAGGCCAAAUCCCAGAGCGCGGCGGCUGCUGCCUUGGCCACUGAGCGGGAAAGCCAAACCCAGGCAGUUUCCAUGGAGACGAGCAGCCCGUGCUGCAAGAAAGCCACCCACAUCCCCUCCCACACUCCUCCUCCGGCAUCUCUUCCUCGGUCUGCGUCGAUGCUGUCGUCGGAAACGGAAGCGGCGUCAAAGGACAUGAGCGCCGCCGUUGCUGCGCCGUUAGCGGCGGCGGUGGGGGUUGUGGAGGACGACAAGGACAGGAUUGUUGUGGAGAUUAUGCAGAUGUACAGCACGCAGCAGGAGAAGCUCAACUCCACCCUGCAGAAACAGCUGCAGCUGGAAAUGGAGCUGGAGGCGUUGCGUGGGGGUGAGGCGGCGAGGCUACGAGAGCUGAGCGCGGAGCAGCGGGAGCUCCGCAGCGAGCUGGAGGCGGUGCACAGCGAGCAGGCGCGGCGGCUCGGACAGGCCCGGCAGGAGCAGCUGGAGCUGGAGAGCCGCCUGGAGCAACUCCGGCAGCAGGCCUGCGCCUGCGAACCCGGGGCCCAGCGGCAGCAGGAGGCCCACUACACCGCUCAGUUGUCAGAGCUGCGGCAGAGGCUGGAGAGGGCCGAGGCCGACCGGCAGGAGCUGCAGGAGGAGCUUCACAGGGAGCGGGAGGCGCGGGAGAAGCUGGAGCACACCAUUGCCCAGCUCAAGCAGCAGAUGGCCCAGUCUGGCAUGAUGGGAGGCAGCCCCUCUCCCCCUCUCACUCCUUCCACUGGACCCCUGAACGCCCACUCCCCACCCUGCUCUUCCUCCAUUGCUGAGGCCACUGUGGCCGGCCUGAAGUAACUGCGACAUUUUCUUCCCGUCACUCGCCAACUCUACAGACACAAAACAAUUCAGCCUGACCCAUCGCAGGCUCCCCUUCUGAUCCCUGUUUUUAAAAUAUACAACAUGACAAAAUUUAUGUUUUGGGUUUUUUUUGUUUUUUUUUUAACUCACACACAUAUAUAUAUAUAUAUAUCUCCAGUCCUCUCUUUAAACAGUAUUUAAAGACUUUUUGGGCAUGUAUGUUUGAUUUAAUUUAUAGUUUUUAAUAAACUAACUGCUGCUUUAGAGACAGGAAGUUCCAUCACUAUCCUUCCCCGCCUGGAUCGUCGUCCUUCCUGCUCCCUGGUUCGUGAACACUCUGGAUUUUGGACUCCACUGUUCCUCGCUGGUGACACUUUAUGCUACUACCUGGCACAGCCGCCAGUACCUACAGACUUUGUAAACAUGAAGCUCAGAUUCUGAAGAAUCAGCGAGUGGAGGAGUUUAAAAUGACAUAUCUCUCUCUAUAUAUAUAUACUAUAUAUAUAUAUAUAAAAUAUAUAUUUUCUUUUGGACUCCUUAUAAACACAAAUAAAUAUAAUCAUGUUAAAAUAUUAAGUCUUUAUGGAGGAAAAAAGACCUUUACUGUACAAUAGCAGACAUUUGUCAUUUGCAGAUGUUGUAGGACCUCAUGAAAAUAUGUCAGUAAUGAUGUUGAAGUGACUGAGUGUGACCUCUCCCCAAAGUCCCUCUACACUUCUUGUACUUAGCUAUGAAAUACUACAGCCUGGAGGGCAGAUUGGUUUCCUCUUCAUUGGACCAGCCAGCUGCUGGUCCGCGGGUCAUUCAGACAUCGAACUAUGCUGGGUUUUUCAAACAUUCCCUUUUCAAAACUGCACAGAUUUCUCCGUCAUUUGUUUCCUCUGGUUCAAAUCCCUUCAUGACACCAAAACAAGCUGGAGAGUGAUCAGAAUGAACAAAAGCGUUACCCCUCCACACUGGUAGACAAGGCUACAACUUUUCAACCGACUAGCCUGGAUCUCUUGGGUAGAAUUUCAAAAGAGCCAAUCAGCGAACAGAAGGAGACGAUGACGUCGACUUUCUGCGAUGGUUUGGUAGCCUGCCUUUAGCUUUAGCAAUGACAGCGGAGGAAGUGAACGUAGCCUUUUUGUCCAUGUCGGCCACACUUCCACGUAUUGAAUCUUCCUCUCUCUUUGCAGUGGAGGAUGGUUGUUUACAGCGCAGGUAAUUUCCGCAAAGCGUUAUUGCGUCAAAUUUGGGUACAAUUUAAAACUUCAGCAGAGCCUAGCCCUCCAGCUAGCAAUCGGUUGAAAAUGACCAACGGUCCAGACGCUGUGUACUGGCUUUUGGUUUUACAGAACUUAAAGUCAUCCUCUGACGCAUUAACUAGAUAUUUUAAAGCUUUUUAUUCAACAGUGAGCCUACGAAUAGCAGAAUGACUGCAGCUACUAAACUUAGCAAGUGUUUAUUCUAGAUUGUUCCUCAAAUCUAUGCAAUAAAACCAACAUAACAGUAAAUACAUCUUAUAAAUUAUAUAGUUUGCCAGUUUUUUAAAAAUAUUGAUUUAAAAAAAUGAUAAUAAUCUUCAAAUCACCACACCCAGCCAGGAAAUUCGUUAAAAAGGAAUUAAAGUUGCAUUUCUCAUUUAAUUUAACACUUAUUUGAAAAAGUGUUAAAAUAUUUUAAAUCACUAUUUAAAACCUUCAACCUGCGGUAUUUUUCCUCGCUCUUUCUCACACUCUGAUCUCACGCCGGUAGUUUGGACGCAGGAGGGUUUUUUUUUUUUUUUUUUUCUGCGUUACCUGAAAGAACCCGCAACGUGUCCGCACACACCGGAGCGUGUCGGUGCCUCGCAGCCGUCCGUGCGGAACGGUGGCUCCUCAGUUCCCCAGCAGAUGAUGAAAGCCGCAGGCCGUCACGGCUCUCCCAGCCCCUCUCUUCACUGGCAGCCAUUCUUGCCGUCUUAAGAAUGCGGGUCGCAGGUGAAAGCUGCCGGUUCGCCGGGAGUUUCGGGUUCUGUUCGCACUUGUUCACGAACAGCGUGAAGCGGUGGACAUUGAGCGCCGAGGCUCGCUGGGGCCCCUCUGGUGGGAUGACCCACAUCCAGAUCCGAACCCAUCAGGACCAGGCUGAAGCGUUUUUUAUCGCCACUAUAAAAGAACAGAACAAAUCCCUAUGAGCGUCUAUGCGAGUGCGUGCGUGUGUAAAUAACUGUAACGGAAUAGUCCUCGGUUAAAAAAACAAACAAAAAAAUAAAAAUACUGAGCUUCUUUUUUAUGCAUCUGCUAUUAAUGCAAAUUGAUAAGACAUUCCACUGUGCUCCAUCCUGUUCGAUGCAGAUUUUCUUACACAGCCUCCCUUUACAGAGACCGACCGGAAGGAGCGGACAGAGAGAAGGCGGAACAAAUGUACACUCUACUGUUGUUGCAUUGAAAACAUUAAGAUGGUGAAAGAAAAAUGUUUAACAUAUAAGCGAAAGAUUUAUAUUCACUUUGUAAAUAAGGUAGUCAUUAAUAUAUUAACUGUUCUUAUAUAAAUAAUCUAUAAAAGGUUAUAUGAUUUGGACCACAGCUGAGGCUGGAGUGGGCCUAAUUGUUUUUCCUUUCUUUUAUUUAAAAAAAAAAAGAGAAAAAGAUAAAGGACUCUUCUAGAGUGGGGAAUGAAGUGCAUGGUUUACUCAGACAUCAACUAUAAAACUGAAAAAAAAAAAAAAAACUUUGUUACACAUUUUUACUCCACUUUCAGAACCGACGCUGUUGUUUAUGGAUUUUAUCAUGACAGAUUUUGUUUUUGCUAUUUGAACAUUCUUCCUUAAUCUAAAUCAGAAAUUUGUUCAAGAAGACAUUUUGGAGAAAAAAAAAACAAAAAGAAGAAAAAAUUUUUUUUGCAUGUUUUGCUGCCCUUCCAGUUUUUGUCGCCAAGUUUCAAUCUGUUUAUUGUUAGAAAAAAAAAGAUUUCCCUCCUCAGAUUUUUAAAAAGGCUCAUGUGCAUGAAUUAUUGAACAUGUGCAAAUUUUUAUCUCCCUUGUGGUUGAGAGGCUGGCCAGGACAUGAAGUCACAUGUCCUGGUGUCCAGUAUGAUCAUGAAGAUUGUAGACUGUAGAAUAAUUUGGUCUGACUAUUUUUUCCCUCAUAUUGAAAUCAUGUGAAAUCAUCUGAUUGCCAUCAGAUUCUAAUCAGUAUUACUUUUAUUCUCCUGUUUGCUUUUGCAGCAAAAAAAUUCACCCAAGAUGUUUUCUUUUCUACUGUAAGAGAAGUUUGCAUUGUAACCACAAGCGGGCGCUGUUUAGUCUUUUUAAGUGUGCAUCUAUUACUAACCAGUAGGAUGAAAAAAAUUCCUUUUAAGAUGGCAUGCUGGGCCUUUCUUUGGCUUUUUGCAGCGCUUUGAGAGCUUAGAUGUGUUUUGUACAGUUGUGAAUUUUGCCAAACUGAUAAAAAUGAAAAGAUGGAGCCUGGAAAAUGACUGCAGGAGGCUCAGAUUGACAGUCGAAGGUGGAAUUUACGCAAAAAUAAACCUAAAUCUGUUACUUUCCUAUCAGUGCUGUUUGAAAACAUGAAACGCAGUGUCUGUGUGUGUGACCAUUGCAUACUACGUUGCCAAUACUACAGUGUGAUGAGACUUUUUUGUUCUUGCAUGAAUUAGAGACACUGUUCUCCUACCUCAUGUUGUGAUAUAAGAUGUUUUUUAAAGCAGAGGACACUGCAUCUCUAACUGUUGAGCAUCAUUAUUAAAUGACAUACCUGUAAAUGCUUUUAGCCGAUACCACGGUUGUAUUUAGUGUUUUUGUUUUGUUUUGUUUUUAUUUCUGAAUCCCCCCCCCCCCUCUUUCUUCCUUGAUUUCAGAAUUUGUAAAUAAAUCCUGUAUAGACGAUGAACUUGGAUCAAAUUCAAGUAAAGUUCUGUAGUGUCAAAACGA
Messenger RNA from Poeciliopsis prolifica (blackstripe livebearer), 6621 nucleotides. It is a transcript of the gene skila, whose product is annotated as SKI-like proto-oncogene a. Gene Ontology annotation, cellular component: nucleus. The coding region runs from base 405 to 2723 and encodes 772 amino acids. The transcript has 8 exons. Lineage: Eukaryota; Metazoa; Chordata; Actinopteri; Cyprinodontiformes; Poeciliidae. Gene Ontology annotation, molecular function: RNA polymerase II cis-regulatory region sequence-specific DNA binding; SMAD binding; DNA-binding transcription factor activity, RNA polymerase II-specific. Gene Ontology annotation, biological process: negative regulation of BMP signaling pathway. The record is from RefSeq and is a predicted model, not a curated record.